Molecule: messenger RNA, 1772 nt
Organism: Tilletiaria anomala UBC 951
Lineage: Eukaryota; Fungi; Basidiomycota; Exobasidiomycetes; Georgefischeriales; Tilletiariaceae
Exons: 4
Coding region: 1-1530 (509 amino acids)
Source: RefSeq, a predicted model, not a curated record
AUGGGCGCCAAGGCCGGCAACGGGAACUCUCUCGCGAUGGACAACAGCCAGGCAGGCCGGGAACGUAAUCAGGAUUCCCCACAGCACCCUUGCCCUAUUCAGUUCAAUGGUGCUUCCCAUAACAUCACAGGCUCUAUGAGUCGGUCCAAGAACUUCCACGCGGGCGAAGCGUCCAGAUCACUGGGUGGCAUGCGCAGGCGUGAAUCCGGCCAGCCCCUGGGCGGUCUAAUAGAUCAAAUGGCUCUUCUCGCGAGCCCCAGCAGAGGCUUAGACGACGCGAGUGCAUCGAUAUUCCUGGACGGUCAAAGCAAAGUAUCAUCGCUGAUGAACGCAGAUACACAAAACGAAUUUCGUCAGUACAUCUCUGACCGGAUCAAGGCCCAUCGGCAGAAGCACGGUCUUCUGCCUCACGGUCAGCGCCUUUCAUACGUCUCUUCUGUGAAUCCGCAUUGCCAACAGUCUCUGGAAGAGGUAGCCCUCCUCGUACGAAAGUUGCGGGAAGCCCUGAUGGCCACGCAUAGGGUCGACUCGCUUACACUCGAAAUCUACAUGCUUUCGGUGCUUCUUUCGCUGCUGUGCGAUAAUGCUGGACAAUUUGCGACUGCCAUGCCACGAUUGGUGGAAGAGCUGCUCAUUUUAGAAGCGGCUCAGUUGACACAUACAGCAAGCCAGAGAUUGUGGUGUGACGUCUCGAACCUGACCGACGACGCUGGCUUGCCAGAAGACAAUCUGUUCGACUUCUUUGCAAGCCUAUACCUGCUCUCACGCACUGUCGACUUGUGCAUUCCGUCGGCCAAAGGCAAAGAACGCGCAUCCGAUUUUAUGUUACUGUCUUUACGGUUGGAGAGCUUGGCAAGAGCGCAGAAAGGCAGAAGAAGCAGCCCUCGCAACGAUAUGGCUGCCAGCUUGCUCCAUCGUGUUAAACUCAUUUCGACUCACCUACGCACGGGCGACGUCCUCUCGUUCCGCCGUCUCAUCAUUCAAUCUCAGAUGAAGAGCGGUGUUGAUCCAGAGCUCACGCCGUGGCAUUACUUCCUGCUGCGCAAGGUGUUGAUUCAGCUGCAGACUCGGACAUGGACCAGGUUGAAAUCAAGCUAUCACAGCCUGACGCUGCCUUGGUACGUCUCUAGCGAAGGAGCCGUAGCAGGGGCAGGGGUAUCAUUCGACGAAGAAAGAGAGCCUGCGUGGCUGGAAAAGCUGCUUUUGACCGACGCAGAGCUGGAUCCCAUCGUAUGCGCGCAGCCAUCGGGCCCAAUUUCUGCUAGCCCGUCGGAAGUCUCAGCUGUGCGCGUGCUCUCUGAGCGACUCGUUCUGGUGCUUCACAAGCAAGGCCUGCCGACCUCCAUCGCUGGUGGUUCUAACGCCGCAGCAGCGGACAGCAAGCCGUACCCGAGGCAUCCGCACGCGUCUUCGUUGGCGCCUUGGAGGUUGCGCAUGAACGCGGUCAAGACCGCGGUCCCCACUCCGCCGUGCCUGGCAAGUGAAGCCGUCGUAGGGGGCGUUGUGGCAUCACUGCAAGUCCGGGGGUGACGAAAGAUGUCAAGCUCGGUGCGAUAAGCGCAUCCAUCGUCACACUGCCAAAUAAACGUUUGUGUAAGAUACAGGAACAUGAAACUGAUAGGCGGGUGGAGAAAGAAAAUAUACAGCUAUAAGGUGGUCGAACAGUGCGCAGUUCUCGCUCCAAAUGGAUCAGACUUUCUCUCAAUCCUCAUUCUCCUUGAUAGAUUUCCUGUUGCGGUUGCGAUACCGCGGGACACCAUUUGCCGACCGCC